CCACAAAGCAGCGGCACGUGUGCAUUUGUGUAGGGGCCCAUCAGACCGUAAAAAGAGGAGGGCUCUGGCGUGUGCCUCAGCCGGGGAGGGGCCGAGCGCACACAUUAAUGUAAUAAACCGCCAGUACAUCUGCUAAGCUAUCUGCACAUCCUCCAACGAAAUCCACCAAAGCCCGGCUCUGAGCCCUCCCACCAGAAAAUCCACUGGGAUCUCGGUUUCAUCCCAUUGGUCGGGGAUGCUGCGACAGGGGGGGCGAGAACAAUAGCAUCAUUCCGGCAUAAAAAGAGUGGAGCUAUGCCUUGGAGACGAAAACAUUUCAGCAACAGAAGGAUCGAUAUACUGGGGGGAUAAAGUCCCGAAAGCUUCUUGAGUUGCCAUAUUUUCAACCAACCUGGAUACUCCAGACUUCAGCCAUCUCCCCAAAGUGCCUUUCUGCUGUUAUCCGUCAAGAUGCCCAAAGGAUUCCUGGUGAAACGAAACAAGAAAUGCGCACAUGUUUCCUACAGAACCCGCUCAGAGGAAGAUGACCUCCAGGAGCCUCCCACCCCAGCUGCCUUGCCGAGUCACACGGACCCCUCCCCGCCGAUGUCCGUGGCGUCCAGUCCGGACCGCGCCUCCGCAUCUCCGGAUUUCACCGCGGCUGAGGCGCCGGUCGCGCGUCUGGAGAAGCCGGCGCAAUUCGGGAACCCAGAAACGGCGUGCCAAGCCCUCUACAGCCCCACCCGACCCAUCAGCAAGGAGCACGACAAGGGAUAUUUCGAGCAAAGUUUCAGUCUGGGCUCGCCGAUUUCUGCAGAGUCAUUCCCCACGCCCGCGUCCCUCUCCGGCCUGGACCACCUCCUGUACGCCCCAGUCGACCUGAAAAUCGGCACCAGCAACAGCAGCCGAAGCGGGAUCGCCUCCACCACCAGCAGCACCAGCAGCAACAGCAACAACCUUCCGGGACCGAGCAACCGGGUCGCCACCAAACGAUCCGCUGGUGACGCAACUGAGCGCAAAUCCAAGUCCUCCUCCAAGAAACCCAAAGCCAUUAGAAAACUCAACUUUGAAGAUGAGGUGACCACUUCUCCGGUGCUCGGGCUGAAAAUCAAAGAGGGGCCGGUGGAGGUGAAGCCGAGGGCGCAGUCCUCCGGAGGGAACAAGCCCUUAGGGGAGUUCGUGUGUCAGCUGUGCAAGGAGGCGUACGCGGACCCCUUCUCCCUGGCCCAGCACAAGUGCUCCCGCAUCGUCAGGGUCGAGUACAGGUGUCCAGAGUGCGACAAGAUGUUCAGCUGCCCGGCCAACCUCGCCUCCCACCGCCGCUGGCACAAGCCGCGCACCAGCGGCGCGCCCACGAUGCCGCCCGCUCCGGGCGUCAAGCCCGAAAUGGCCAAAAUGAUGCCGAUGGGCGCCAAGUCUGACGAAGCCAAAGACAUGAGCGACAGAGAAACUCCAAGUCCGGGGCCAUCCGAAUCCGGUUCCGAGGACGGCUCAUAUGACUGCCAGUUCUGCGGGAAGAGGUUCAAGCGCCAGGCGUACCUAAGAAAACACAUCAUGGGACACCAGGUCCUGCAGAAGAAAGUCCUGGAGGAGCACGGGUUUCAAACCAGCGACCGCCCCAUAGAGCAAGCUCCAGUGUCCUCUUCUUCUAUAGCAUCAUCAUCAUCUUCAUCCUCCUCCUCCUCCUCAGAGGAAACCUCAAACCAAAGCCCUCUCAACCUGAGCCCAGUGGACUGCCUGCUGUGUCCGGUGUGCGGGGAGAGUUUCACCAGCAGGGCCGGCCAGGAGAGACACCUGCGCCUCAUGCACUCCUCCCAGAUCUACCCGUGCAAGUACUGCCCCGCCACCCUCUACAGCUCACCGGGCCUCACCAGGCACAUAAACAAGUGCCACCCCUCGGAGAACAGGCAGGUGAUCCUGCUGCAGAUGCCGGUGCGCCCCGCCUGCUGAAGACAACACAGAACUCGUGCCUUUGAUGGAUGGAGGGAGGAAGAAAAUAAAAAAGAAGGAAAAAA
This is a messenger RNA of Oryzias melastigma (Indian medaka), 1994 nucleotides long. It is a transcript of the gene insm1b, whose product is annotated as insulinoma-associated 1b. The transcript has a single exon. Gene Ontology annotation, biological process: negative regulation of transcription by RNA polymerase II; regulation of cell cycle process; neuron differentiation. The coding region runs from base 451 to 1929 and encodes 492 amino acids. NCBI's taxonomy places the organism in Eukaryota, Metazoa, Chordata, Actinopteri, Beloniformes, Adrianichthyidae. The record is from RefSeq and is a predicted model, not a curated record. Gene Ontology annotation, cellular component: transcription repressor complex; nucleus. Gene Ontology annotation, molecular function: DNA-binding transcription repressor activity, RNA polymerase II-specific; RNA polymerase II cis-regulatory region sequence-specific DNA binding.